AUGACCCCUUUGCACAGGCAUCGAGUCCCAUAUUAUCAUGCGACCCCAGUGCUCGACGAGCUGAUCGCCCGGUUGGACCGCUACCAUCUGAUCCGCGUCAACGGGACGCCGGCGUCGGGCAAGACCUCGAUGACGCGGUGGGACAACGUGCGGAUCGCGGGCGGCUGGGCGCUCUUUCUGCAGAAACAGCUGCGGACGCAUGGCCAUCAGCUCCUCGCGCAUCCCGGCUUCUUGCUAGCGCGAGAGCUCCCCGGGAAGACGCCGAUAGUCUUUAAACCGCAUCAGCAGAUCUCGCUCCGGCCGGAGGAGACCGCGGAGACAGCCCCACGCUGGAAGCCGGUGGGCUUGCUGCUCGAUGAGACCGAGGCCCACGAGAUCCUGGAUCGAUAUGUGCCAAUUGUCAUAUCCAACGGGGCGGACAUCUUGACCAAGGAGUUGAAGCAUGGCUUGUUCCUGGUUAGUGGGGGGCACGCGGGCUUGCUGGUGUCCCUCGCCGACGCCCUGGAAUUGAUACCGGAGAUCUAUGCUCUGAUCCGGAAACGCCAGCCACUCGACUGGACGACAGUAAGCCAGGGACUCUUUGGCGACUGCCGACGAUUGUUCGGCAUCAUUCAGCACCUCCCAUUUGCUCGGGGGUUGCCCAAACAACGAGUGGUGCAGCAAUCCGCUUACUCGAGUGUCUUCAAGAACGCCGUCAUGUACGAUGGAGCUCUGGAGUCGAGCUAUGUCGACAGCCCGGAUCAACAGCGGGCUCUGCAGGCGAUUUGGAAGGAAGGAUGGCUUCAUGCGGAGAUCGUGCUGGGAGAGACACGCUAUGUGUUUCCUAGCCAGAUCCAUCGAUGGUAUUGUCAGUGCCUUUUCUUCCGCGACGACGCACCAGCCAAAGAACUGGCCUAUCGAUCCCCACUGGAGAUGGCUACCGAAGCCAUUCGCCAUUUCGACCCGCACCAGCUGUCGAAAACCGCGCGCACGCUGGAAGAUCAAUACCAGAAGGAAUUCUACCGCUGUCUCUUUCCGCUCCUCCUCGAGUACCAGAUCGCGAUGUCUCCGGAGUAUCUCAUCAAGAAAACGGCGGACGGCCCGUACUUUGCGAUGAUCCGGGACGAGCUGAUGGACGAUUACAUUGUUUUGAAUUUCACCCAGACCCGACCACGCAGGAAGUACCCAGGAUACCGCGGCCACCUGUAUCAUGUGGUCUUCUCCGAGGACUGCCGCAACGUCCAGGUCCUGGACGCCUCGGAUCUGAGUGAAGUCGUUGCUUUUGUGCUGGUCGAGAACACAUCUUUCUUCCGUUAG
This is a messenger RNA of Aspergillus brunneoviolaceus CBS 621.78, 1296 nucleotides long. RefSeq lists its product as uncharacterized. The transcript is spliced from 7 exons. The record is from RefSeq and is a predicted model, not a curated record. Bases 1 to 1296 code for a protein of 431 amino acids. NCBI's taxonomy places the organism in Eukaryota, Fungi, Ascomycota, Eurotiomycetes, Eurotiales, Aspergillaceae.